Messenger RNA from Ilex paraguariensis (yerba mate), 2937 nucleotides. The record is from the annotation of a GenBank genome assembly. NCBI's taxonomy places the organism in Eukaryota, Viridiplantae, Streptophyta, Magnoliopsida, Aquifoliales, Aquifoliaceae.
AUGCUUUGCUCCAGUAAUGCAAGUGAUGCUCUUGAUAAGCUGAGAUUUUUAAGUGUGACUGAACCUUCUUUACUUGGAGAUGCGGGUGAGCUGGAGAUUCGUAUCAAACCUGAUCCAGACAAUGGGACCAUCACUAUAACAAGUUUGACUUCUGCUUCUGUAGCUUCGUUGCCAUAUUCUCCUUCGUUUUCAGCGAAGAAUAGUAAUACCCAGAAGGUGUUGAGUUUGAGAAGUGUUUUUUUACCUAAAAAUGGACUGAGAAAUAGCUUUUCUAGAUCUGGAUUGAAGUGGAAGCUGGAAAAUAGAGAGAGCAGAUUGGUGGUUCGGUGCGAGGCUGUUGUUGCUGAGAAAGAAGCCCCUGAGGAGGCUGGUGAAACGCAUGAGUACCAAGCUGAGGUCAGUCGCUUAUUGGAUUUGAUUGUUCACAGUCUCUACAGUCACAAGGAAGUUUUUCUUCGAGAGCUUGUGAGUAAUGCAAGUGAUGCUCUUGAUAAGCUGAGAUUUUUAAGUGUGACCGAACCUUCUUUACUUGGAGAUGCGGGUGAGCUGGAGAUUCGUAUCAAACCUGAUCCAGACAAUGGGACCGUCACUAUAACGGAUACUGGUAUCGGGAUGACCAAAGAGGAGCUUAUAGAUUGUCUUGGAACUAUUGCUCAGAGUGGUACUUCAAAAUUCUUGCAGGCUCUUAAGGACAACAAGGAUCUUGGAGCAGACAAUGGCUUGAUAGGUCAAUUUGGUGUUGGUUUCUAUUCUGCAUUUCUGGUUGCAGAAAAGGUGGUAGUGUCCACGAAGAGUCCAAGGUCAGAUAAGCAAUAUGUUUGGGAAUCAGUAGCUGACAGUAGUUCUUAUGUGAUUAGGGAAGAGACAGAUCCUGAAAAGCUCCUGCGACGUGGAACACAAAUUACACUCUAUUUGAGGGGUGAGGUGGAGUUUAGAAGUGUUUUGUACAUUCCUGGAAUGGCACCUCUAAAUAACGAAGACAUUGUAAAUCCCAAAACAAAAAAUAUACGACUAUAUGUGAAGCGGGUAUUUAUUUCAGAUGAUUUUGAUGGUGAGCUGGUUGAAGAGGAGGAAGAACCCAAAGAGGGAGAAGAAAAACCAGAGGGAGAGAUCAAAAAGACAAAGAAAACCAAAACUGAGAAAUAUUGGGACUGGGAAUUAGCCAACGAAACAAAACCUAUAUGGAUGCGGAAUCCAAAAGAAGUUGAAAAAGAUCAGUACCAUGAAUUUUACAAGAAGACUUUCAAUGAAUUUUUGGAUCCAGUUUCAUACAUCCACUUCACCACAGAGGGUGAGGUGGAGUUUAGAAGUGUUUUGUACAUUCCUGGAAUGGCACCUCUAAACAACGAAGACAUUGUAAAUCCCAAAACAAAAAAUAUACGACUAUAUGUGAAGCGGGUAUUUAUUUCAGAUGAUUUUGAUGGUGAGCUGUCGGAUGACAAGUAUGAAUUCUCAGAGCCAGCCAGGAUUCAGAAUUUGGUGAAAAAUUACUCACAGUUUGUUUCCUUUCCCAUUUACACGUGGCAAGAAAAAUCAAGGACCGUUGAGGUUGAAGAGGAGGAAGAACCCAAAGAGGGAGAAGAAAAACCAGAGGGAGAGAUCAAAAAGACAAAGAAAACCAAAACUGAGAAAUAUUGGGACUGGGAAUUAGCCAACGAAACAAAACCUAUAUGGAUGCGGAAUCCAAAAGAAGUUGAAAAAGAUCAGUACCAUGAAUUUUACAAGAAGACUUUCAAUGAAUUUUUGGAUCCAGUUUCAUACAUCCACUUCACCACAGAGGGUGAGGUGGAGUUUAGAAGUGUUUUGUACAUUCCUGGAAUGGCACCUCUAAAUAACGAAGACAUUGUAAAUCCCAAAACAAAAAAUAUACGACUAUAUGUGAAGCGGGUAUUUAUUUCAGAUGAUUUUGAUGGUGAGCUGGUGAGAAUAAUGAGAAAGAGACUUGUGAGGAAAACAUUUGACAUGAUUCAAGAGCUCUCUGAAAGUGAGAAUAAAGAGGAUUACAAAAAAUUCUGGGAGAACUUUGGUAAGUUUGUAAAGUUGGGGUGCAUUGAAGAUUCUGGAAAUCACAAGCGGAUCACGCCACUAUUGCGAUUUUUCUCUUCCAAAAGCGAGGAGGAGUUGAUAAGCUUAGAUGAGUAUGUGGAAAAUAUGGGUGAGAACCAGAAGGCCAUCUAUUAUUUGGCAUCAGACAGCUUGAAAAGCGUCAAGUCUGCUCCUUUCUUGGAGAAGUUGAUCCAAAAGGAUAUUGAGGUACUGUACCUAAUUGAGCCAAUUGAUGAAGUUGCAAUUCAGAAUCUGCAGACAUAUAAAGAAAAGAAAUUUGUUGACAUUAGCAAGGAAGAUUUGGAGCUUGGUGAUGAGGAUGAGGUCAAGGAAAGGGAAACUAAGCAAGAGUACAUUCUUCUGUGUGACUGGAUAAAGCAACAACUUGGUGAUAAAGUGGCAAAAGUGCAAGUCUCGAAACGUCUAAGUUCAUCCCCGUGUGUGCUUGUUUCUGGAAAGUUUGGGUGGUCUGCUAAUAUGGAAAGAUUGAUGAGAGCACAGACCCUAGGAGACACUUCAAGCUUGGAGUUCAUGAGGGGGAGGAGAAUAUUGGAGAUUAAUCCUGAUCACCCAAUCGUCAAAGACCUCAAUGCUGCAUGCAAGAAUGCACCCGAUAGCACUGAUGCCAAGAGAGCUGUGGACCUCUUAUAUGAUACAGCAUUGAUUUCUAGUGGAUUUUCUCCUGACAGUCCUGCUGAGUUAGGGAAUAAGAUAUACGAGAUGAUGGCAAUGGCCCUUGGAGGAAGGUGGGGGAGAUUGGAGGAAGACGAGGAGGUGGAGGCACAGGAAGAUAGUUCCUCAGAAUUGAAGGAGAGCUAUACUGAAGCCUCGGAGACAGAAGUCAUCGAGCCAUCAGAAGUGAGGUCUGAGAGUGAUCCUUGGAGUGAUUGA